GCUCAGUUAGGAGGUGGUGGGGCGCGUAGCUCUUCUUUGGCGAUCCAGAAGUGGGCUCACUUACACCUACCUUAUCGGAGCAGGGUGUUCGAGAUAAAUAAAUUUAACACUCUAGAAGAGUUCAAAUAAUGUGUCUAAGAUUUCGAGGGAAAUUAACGGUGCAUUUUCCGAAUCAUUUAAAUAACAUUACUACUUUCAGCAAGUAAGGAUACUGUGUCUUACUUACCACAAUUUAAUCCUUCUUCACAUUUACCUGGUCUUGAUUCUUUGACCAGAAGGGGAAGGUAUCUAAAGGUCCUUUACAAUUCGGACCUGUUUAGGAGAAGAAUCCUUUUCUUUAUUUAGUUUCAACAAGUCAUGAUAUGAUUAGCAAAUCCGAAGCCACCAUAUAGUACUAUUGCUAUUUAGUCGAGAUAGGAUAUUGCAUUGGGACCGAUGAACAGCCCAUUUCUUCGUCAAAACUCGAGCAAGUUCUUCAACGCGUUGAUGCUACGAGAAUCCAAAAGUUCAAAUCAGAAAGAGUAAACAACAAUGCAGACACCCAUUGAAGAUGCAACCUUGGCCAUUCAUAAAGGUGAUCGUGACAAGUGUCAUCUGGUGACGACGGUCUACUGAGAUCAUCCCAAGAUGAGGGAAACUCGAUGUGUUGCAAUGGUUGUCUCACAGCUUCUUCUACUCAACCAUCUCCUCAUGGGCUUAGCUCACAAUAAUUACCCAAUAGAUUCCCUUCAUCCAAACGCUAUCGAUGGCAUCUACUACUCCAAGCAUGGAGUCACGAAGCCCUUCAAAUCCCCCGUUAGCUAUGAGCUCGUUGGAGCAGAAGAAUCAAACGGCUGCAGCGCGGGGUGUAGCGCGUGCUCGGCAGUGAACGGCUGCCUGUCGUGUCGCGCGCCAUACUUCCUCUCCCUGCGACGGGAAGGCGCGCGACAGCUCGCCUCCUGCCACAAGUCCUGCCCCGCUGGCUUCUACAAAACUCGACUCGACAACUACCGAGUGUGUGCCCGCUGUUUUAUGCCGGGCUGCCGGGUCUGUCGGCGGGCGGACCGAUGUAGCGUCUGUGAAGAGAGCUUCCGUAAAGACCUCAAGUCAGGGCUCUGCGUGCAGCCUUCAGAUGAAACAUCUGUGUCGGCGAGCUCAAUGCCAAGUACUGAUCUCAGAAUGCACCAAUCUUCAGGUUUCUCUUUGAACAGUUCAUCAUUUCGGAAACUCCGUUUGCGACGCCGUAAGAAAGGAAGGAAAAAUUCUAAUGCCAGACGCCGACGACUUCGAGGACGGGGAAACAGGCGACUGAACAAUCGAAGACGCAAGCAAAUGAAGCUUAGGAAACUAAGAAAGCUUGACCCGGCCGAAAAUGAAGUCCUGGUUGAUACAAAUCUCAAUCUACCACUCUCAUUGAAGGGGUCAACUAGCCUGAAUCACGAGAAAGUUACUCUUAGUAAAAGAAAGAAUGUCUACCGUGGUGUAAACACAGCAAAAUGGAAGAGACUUGAAAGAAUUCGCUCAAGAAAUGAGCUUGACUAUUAUGGCAAUGGAUUAGACGAUCCUUUGUCUAUCUCCCCUCUCCAAGAUAGUCGAAGAAAAAUUCUCAAGUGGAGCAAGAAUCCCCCUCAAGUUUCUCUGGCAAGACCGAGUCGGCACAUCAAAGUUGGAUUUAGAAACGCAAUUAAUUUGCCCAAAGAUGGCCGACAUGUUAUUGAUAAUUCGAACCAAACGAUCCAUGAAAAGGAAGUAAGUCUAGAUUCCAGACAGCUUGGAAACCCAAUUCGUCUCGAUAUCGAAGGUACGAGCAAGACCAAUCAAGUAGUUCUCAAAAGCCGUAAACGUGCUACUGGUUUCAACAGCCGAUCUCACCGAAGAAAUCAAUUUCAGAGUUUCCAAAAUUUCUCAAUGAAUAACUCCACUCAAAAUGAGGGUGGCGUUCGGGUAAACAGGACUAAAUGCAGAGCAUCAGGUAGGAAUUGUGAGUUGCAAUCCAGUAGUUCAGCUCGCAUAGGAAGGCGUCGAAUGAAAGCACGGAGGCGAGCUCGUCGCAAAAUUAGGGCUCAGGGUGAGAUAUUAGAAUUAAGUAAUUAGAAUUACCAUCAUUAAAAAACUUAACUUGAAUUAAAAUCAAAUUUUUUCAUCUUUUUCAACAGAAACUUUGAACGUUAUACAAAUUGAUGAAGUAAAUUGAACAUACGUCCUUCGAGAUUAGACUGGCAUGGUGUAAAAUUAAAUUAUAUUAUAGAUAUCGAACUUCCAUGCAAAAGACUGUAUUGUAAAAUAAUUUUCAAUUUGUGUUUAUAGUUUUUAAAAGUUAUUUCUCAAUUGUGUAUAGUUUUAUUGUGUUAGAUUUACAGCAGUUUUUUUUAACCGUGAUCAGAACGAACAUGUUGAGUUGCUUUUAAAUUUACCGUCGAAAUAGACAAAUGGCUUCAUUCAGUUACGUAAAUGGUACUCUUUUUUUAACGUUAAGGAUAAAUAUCUUAAAAUAGUUAUAUCUAAAAUCAAAUUUAAGUAUCCGAAAUGUUGUAACUUUAAAUAUAGGUUUAUAUUCUCUAGCAUUGGACUGACAAAGUUAUUGUUUCGAAUGAAGUGUGAGAAAAGCUCCAUUGCUCUCCGGACCACUUUCCUUUAUAUAACGACAUGUGAACUAACUAACCUGCUUUGUAUUUAAAUAGCUUCAUCGAAUAUCGAACUGCCUGAAAGAAUUCUACCGUCGCUGAGCUAGAGAAUAAUGAACAUCGUCUGAUAGUCGGGCAUAUCGUUCACUCAAGUCAAUGAUAGAGUGACUAACUGUAUCUUAUACAGAAAGUGAUAUACUUUCAAUGGGUCUCCCUCACUCACUUUUGUCACGCGACUGAUUUUAAUGAGUUACAUCUGAAUCAUUUUGAGAUUAAUCGAUAGAAUAAAAUGAGUCUUGGAGCAUAUGUGAGUCAGGAACACGCAAAGUGCAUUGUCUUUCAAAAAAGUCCGAUUGAGUCAUUCAGACUCCAGUACACAUAAAUCCAGGGUGCACGGAACUCACGCAUAACCCAAAUCCGUCCGAUUAAAACGCACGUUAUUUCGAGGAACGAGAGCUGAAAAAUCCCAAAAUUUAAAAUCAUAGUUUUUUGGCAUCUUAAGGCUGCCGCGGCUACUCGCAAAUACCUCACAAUAUCUGUGAUCAGGUUGGAGUGAAUUUAGUGACCGAAUAGAAGUUAUAAACUAUGAUGAUUUAUAAUAUGGUUUUCCAUAAUAUAGGUGAAUUACUUGUGAUCGUCGAUAAUCGCGCAAAUGUUCGUACAGGCUCAUAAACGCAGCAAACAGAAUUCCCCGAAAUAAUUUUUUUAUAUUGCUAAAUGAGUUACAUACUUAUAGAAGUUAUAGUUUAUUUAGAACGAGUCGCAAUUCAUCUCGACGACGCCCGUCCUUACGCAUCUCUACUUACCUACCAUUAAAUAAAAAUAAAGUGCCUUCAACGCAGCUUGGAUGGCGAAUAAUAUUUUGUUUUGGUGUUCAACUGUGAUGGCAUCGCCUUCUUAACUAAUCGCUUCCUCGUGCAUAGUACGAGUGAGGUCCUGGGAAAUGAGUUUGAAAGCGCACAAGUUCUUUUAUUUAGAGGAUAGAGUUGAAAAUCAGAGUUUAAAGGGAUAAUUUCAUUUGAUCAUUUCAGAGGUUAAUUUGUUUUUUUUUUCACGCUCCAAGCCAAAAGUAGGCGUUAAAUAUACUGAAUCUCCAUUUA
Molecule: messenger RNA, 3703 nt
Organism: Hyalella azteca
Lineage: Eukaryota; Metazoa; Arthropoda; Malacostraca; Amphipoda; Hyalellidae
Exons: 5
Coding region: 628-2073 (481 amino acids)
Source: RefSeq, a predicted model, not a curated record